Messenger RNA from Elephantulus edwardii (Cape elephant shrew), 1281 nucleotides. RefSeq names its product family with sequence similarity 181, member B (gene FAM181B). The record is from RefSeq and is a predicted model, not a curated record. The transcript has a single exon. Lineage: Eukaryota; Metazoa; Chordata; Mammalia; Macroscelidea; Macroscelididae. The coding region runs from base 1 to 1281 and encodes 426 amino acids.
AUGGCUGUGCAGGCUGCACUCCUCAGCCCGCAUCCAUUCGUCCCCUUCGGCUUUGCGAGCGCCUCGGACGGGCUGGGAGGCGCCUUCGGAGCCCUGGAUAAGGGCUGCUGCUUUGAGGACGACGAGAACAGGGCACCGACGGGCACGCUGGUGGCAGAAGCCGAGGGCGGGGAUGUGCGUGAGGCCACCCGCGACCUGCUCAGCUUCAUCGAUUCGGCGUCCAGCAACAUCAAGUUGGCACUGGACAAGCCGGGCAAGUCGAAGCGGAAGGUGAACCACCGCAAGUACCUGCAGAAGCAGAUCAAGCGCUGCAGCGGCCUCAUGGGCGCCGCGCCCCCUGGCCCACCUUCUCCUGGUGCCGCGGACACUCCCGCCAAGCGGUCGCCUGCAGCCCCCAGCGCACCGACUGUCGCCGUCCCGGCCCAUGGCAAGGCAGCCCCGCGGCGGGAAGCGUCUCAGGCAGCCGCAGCUGCAAGCCUGCAGAGCCGGAGCCUGGCCGCGCUCUUCGACUCGCUGCACCACGUCCCCGCCAGCGAUGAGCCGGCAGGGGGCGCUGUGGUGACGCCCGCGGCCGGGCUCAGCGGGACCAGCGCUGGGAGCGCCGGAGGGGACAAGGUCAGCCCCGCCGGGGGCGCGGUGACUCCGGGAACCAGGAAGGUCCCGCUGCGGGCCCGUAACCUGCCUCCGUCCUUCUUCACCGAGCCAUCCCAGGCUGGGGGCGGCGGCUGCGGCCCGGCCGGGCCCGGCGUGAGUCUGGGCGACCUGGAGAAGGGCGCUGAGGCCGCGGAGUUCUUCGAGCUGCUGGAGCCUGACUACGGCACUGGCAACGAGGCGGGUGUCUUGCUGGCGGCUGAGCCUCUAGAUGUGUUUCCCGCGGGAGCCACUGCCUUACGGGGACCCCCAGAUUUGGAGUCUGGCCUAUUCGAGCCGCCGCCCUCGAUGGUGGGGAGCCUGCUGUACCCCGAAUCCUGGAGCGCUCCGGCUCCUGCAGCCAAGAAGAUGCCAGUGGCUGUCGCCCGUGGCGGUUUGACCUUGAACGAGCCCUUGCGUCCUCUGUACCCGGCUGCUGCAGACUCUCCCGGCGGGGAGGACGGGCCUGGCCAGUUAGCCUCUUUUUCUCCCUUCUUCCCAGACUGCGCCCUGCCCUUGCCGCCUCCUCCGCCCCACCAGGCGCCCUACGAUUACGGCGCGGGCUACAGUCGCACCCCGUACACGAGCCUUUGGAGACCCGACGGGGUUUGGGAAGAGGUGCCGGGGGAGGAGGGGGCGCACCAGGACUGA